AUGACCAUAUUUCUCGACGCCGCCCGCGUGAGCUCGGCUUGGCAUCUAUCACCGCAAAACAACAGCGAGGGUUAUAUCGCCCUGCUCUUGACAAUUCAAGUCAUCCUCAAGGUACUCUUACUCGCAGCUGAGUCCGUGUCAAAACCCACCGUCAUCGCCAUCCCAGCUCGGAGGGUCUCGAGAGAGGAGACAGCAGGUAUCUUUGGCAAGAGCUUCGCGACAUGGGUCAACCCUCUGCUGCGCCUAGGGUGGAAGAAGAACCUUGUAGCAGAAGAUCUUGAUCCGCUUGACGAAGCCCUCGAUGGCGAAGCGGUGCUUGAGCGCCUUUCCUCGGCAUGGACGAACGUCGAUCGCGACAAGAAUCACGCCCUAGUCGUUGCGGUCUUCAAGGCCUUCCGAGCCGAGCUGUUCUUCAUACACAUCCCGCGCGUCGGUAUGGUGGCCUUUGGUCUCGCGCAACCCCUCCUCGUGAAAACCACAAUCGAGUACAUUCGAGACCACCAUGACAAGCCCAUCAUUUACGGUCAAACCCUCGUUGCCGCCUUUGCCAUCACAUACCUUGGACUAGCCAUCUCUACAAGAUGGUCCGGCCAACUCACCCACCGUCUCAUCACCCGCAUCCGCGGCGCCCUCAUCGCCAUCAUCUACCAGAACAUGCUCACCCUCCGCGCAGAGACUGGUAACUCCCAAGCGGCAGUCGCGCUGAUGAGUACGGAGGUCGAGCGCAUCACCGUGGCGGCUCAAUGGUGCGUCGCUAUCAUCCCUAAUCUCCUCCAGCUCGGGUUCGCCAUGUGGAUCAUGAGCGAGCAGCUUGGGGCUGUGAGUGUUGCCCCUAUCAUCAUCGCGCUUCUCAGUGUGUCAGCCGGCAUCAAAACGGGGCAGCUGAUCCCGCCGCGCCAGCGGAGGUGGAUGCAGGCGAUCCAGAAGCGGGUUGGCAUUACCACAGAAAUCAUUGGCUCGAUCAAGGGCGUCAAGAUGAGCGGCCUGACUAGUACAGUUCAAGGGCAGAUUCAAGGCUUCCGGGACUUUGAGCUGGAUGAGUCGAAGAAGUUCAGGAGAGUGCAGAUUCUCAACGUUCUCAUCGGUCAAUUCCCAUCUAUCAUGACCCCGUCCAUCACCUUCGCCGCCUUUGGCAUCAUCUCGAAACUGUCCGGCGGCCGGCCUCUCAACGUGGUUCAGGCUUUCACAUCCCUUAGCCUCCUCGGUAUUCUAAUCAACCCCGUUUCCGAGCUCGUCAUGAUUCCAAAUAACCUCGGAGCGGCGAUCGGGUGUCUUGAUAGGAUCCAAGAGUACCUCGCCAAAGAGAAGCGGGAGGAUUAUCGUCUCGUCAAACCAAAUACAACUUCGGACCCCGCCGUGCAGGCAAGCAAUGGAAAUAGCGAGUCGCCACAAACUGACAGCCAAGCCCGGCCCCUGAUCAAAGUCUCAAACGGUUCUUUUGGCUGGCACAAAGACCAAGCCAUUCUCAAGUCCCUAGACCUCGAGAUCCGCCCAGGGAGUCUCACGAUUCUCGUCGGACCAGUGGGUUCGGGUAAAUCUACCCUACUGAAGUCCCUCGCGGGCGAGACGUACCGUAUCUCGGGGUCGGUCGAGUACGCAAGCUCAACAGACGUGGCGUACUGCGACCAAGACCCCUGGAUUCUGAACCAGAGCAUCAAGGAAAACAUCAUCGGCGGCGUCUCUUCGCGUGAAGAGGCAGACUUUUACGGCAAGAUUAUUCGCGCAUGUCAGUUGGAAGAGGAUCUUGAUCUCCUUCCGCAAGGCGAUGAGACCAUAGUGGGAAGCUCGGGUUCCGCUCUUAGUGGUGGUCAAAAGCAUCGGAUUGCACUUGCUAGAGCCGUUUAUAGCGCAAAGCAAAUCGUCAUCAUGGACGAUAACCUGAAAGGUCUAGAUUCUAAGACGGCUUCGAAAUGCUUCAACUCAUUGUUUGGGAUUGCUGGCCUUUUACGUGGGGAGGGGCGGGCUGUUAUCUUUGCGACGCACAAUGCCCAGUGGUUGCGUUCUGCAGACAACAUCAUUUCUCUUGGUAGCGACGGAACCAUUUCUGAGGCAGGCUUAUAUGAAGACCUCUGCAAGACCGGAGGCUACGUCAGUACUCUCAAAGUUACUCAGAAAAGCGAACAUGAAGACGGCGACUCGGCGGAGGCAGGAGUAGGAGGAGAAGAAAAUGGCAACAAGAAGGGCAAGGCUGCCGCGGUUCCCAAGCCAGAUGACUCGUCCAAGACCAAAGCUCGCGGCGCCGCGAAUACGAGUUCCUUGUUAUAUUACAUCAAGUCCAUGGGAACUACACCCUUUGGGCUUUUCGUGGCGAUGGUCAUCUUUCAAACCAUCUGCAGAAUCAUGCCACGCCUUUGGGUCAAGUUCUGGGUCGCUGCCAACGAGAAAGGAGGACAAGAGAAUGUGGGGAUGUGGGUGGGUGUCUACAUCCUCUGGGGCGUCUUGACGGAGAUGGCCCUCGCCAUCGAGUGCUACUACUUCCUCGUUGUCAUUGUUCCUCACUCGGCCAAGGGGCUUCACUUUAGCGUUCUCAAAGCCGCUCUCUCCGCACCCCUUUCUUUCUUUGUGAAGACCGAUACAGGCGUCAUCAUUAACCGAUUCAGCCAAGACAUGAACCUCGUCGACCUCCCCCUUCCCCUCGCCUUCAUGCUGACCUUUGACAACCUCACCCUCGCAAUAGCAGACAUAACCCUUACAACCCUCGCCACACCAAUCCUCUCCCUCUCCAUCCCAAUCCUCAUCCCCCUCCUUUACCUCCUCCAAAGAAUUUACCUCCAAACAUCCCGCCAAAUCCGCCUCCUCGACCUCGAAACCAAAUCCCCGCUCUUCUCGCACUUUAUCGCCUCCGCCACUGGCCUCAUCACCAUCCGCGCCCUCGGACCCCGCUGGACAUCCCGAGUGCAAUCUCAGAACCUGCAACGGCUAGACCUCUCCCAACGCGCGUUCUACGCGAUGGGAAGUCUGCAGAAAUGGCUUCUACUGGUGCUGAAUCUUGUCGUUGCUGCGUUGGCGGUGCUGCUUGUGGCGUCUGCUGUUUGGUUGAGAGACCGUGUGGACGCGGGGCUGCUUGGGGUCGCGCUCGUGAGUGUCAUGACGUUUGGGCAGCUGUUGACGCAGUUGUUGAACUAUUGGGCGCAGUUGGAGACUAGUUUGGGUGCUGUGACGAGGAUCAGAGAGUUCGAGGCGGAGACUCCCUCUGAGGAGAAUGACAACGGCAAGGAUCCUGUGGUGAAGGAGUGGCCUUCCAGGGGCCGAAUUGAUAUCCGCAACGUGUCGGCGGCAUAUGAUGACCAUCAGGUUUUCAGUGGCAUCAAUCUCACUGUUGAACCUGGAGAGAAGUUGGCCAUCUGCGGACGAACGGGCAGCGGGAAGUCCACCCUUCUUGCCUUGCUACUGAGACUUCACGAGCCGUCUACCGGUGUCAUUGAAGUGGACAGUGUAGAUAUCCGCAGCGUGCCCAUUGCACGGUUGCGUGAAUCUCUCGUCGCGUUGCCACAGGAUCCGCUCUUCCUACCCGGUACCGUUCGUCACAACUUGGACCCGUAUGAGUCUUGCAAAGAUGACACCGAUAUUUGGGACGCUUUGGAGAAGACGGGGCUCAAAGCUCUAUUCGAAGACAAGGGAGGUCUCGAGGCAAAUCUGAACACUGACUGGCUGAGCGCGGGACAGAAGCAGCUUUUCUGCAUGGCGAGGGCCAUCUUGAGGGAUAGUCGUGUCUUACUGCUCGAUGAAGCAACCAGCAGUCUCGAUCAAGCCACUGAACAAGUCGUGCAAGACCUCAUCGGCAGCAAGUUCCAGGAUUGGACCAUCAUUGUUAUUGCCCAUCGGCUGCGGGCUGUUGUGGACUUUGACAAGGUCGUGACGCUCCAAGACGGAAAGGUUGUGGAGUUUGAUAGUCCCAAGAAGCUGCUCGAGGACGGCGGCCAGUUUGCUACGAUGUGGAAACUGCAAGAAGGGUGA
Colletotrichum acutatum is the source of this 3957-nucleotide messenger RNA. Its product is annotated as P-loop containing nucleoside triphosphate hydrolase protein. Lineage: Eukaryota; Fungi; Ascomycota; Sordariomycetes; Glomerellales; Glomerellaceae. Gene Ontology annotation, molecular function: ATP binding; ATP hydrolysis activity; ABC-type transporter activity. The record is from RefSeq and is a predicted model, not a curated record. Gene Ontology annotation, biological process: transmembrane transport. The coding region runs from base 1 to 3957 and encodes 1318 amino acids. The transcript has 13 exons. Gene Ontology annotation, cellular component: membrane.